Messenger RNA from Daldinia loculata, 570 nucleotides. RefSeq lists its product as uncharacterized. The record is from RefSeq and is a predicted model, not a curated record. Lineage: Eukaryota; Fungi; Ascomycota; Sordariomycetes; Xylariales; Hypoxylaceae. The transcript has 7 exons. The coding region runs from base 139 to 522 and encodes 127 amino acids.
AUGUGAUUUUGGAAAGGAGAAGUCUCUCCGUAGAGUCAAAAUGUGUAUAUAUAUAUAACCCUAUGAUCACCUCGCUCUGAACUGAGAAUAGAGUCAAAUCACUAUCAAAUUCUACUCAGUCGGCUUAGGAUAAUCAUCAUGAAGGGAAUCAUCGCUCUCCUGCUUCUCGGCCUCGCUGUCGCAGCACCUGUCAACCAGGAGCUUCAAAACGAAUUGCCUGGUGAAGACGUAAAGACUCGCCCGCAUCCCACCGGUCUUCCUACUGUUAGCUUUUCGCUUCCACCGCUACCAACUGGCUCUGGCUUCCCCGGAUUCCCUCGCCCAACUGGUGAACCAGGUGGCCCAGGUGGUUUCCCGCGCCCUACUGGUCGCCCUCGUCCUACGGGCCGUUCUCAACCCACCGGCCGCCCUCGUCCCACGGGUCGACCACAGCCUACUAGUCGACCUCACCCCACCGGCCGCCCUGGCCGCCCUACCACUAAAUCGCCGCUACCCACUCCCACUCCCACUCCGACGCCGUGAAAUGGUGCAACGUGAUGGGCUAUCAAAAGUGUAAUGAAGGGGACCUUA